AUGGACAAGGAAGAGAUGGAAGACCUGAUGGGCGCAUUAUUGGAGCUCAGAGGACAAUACCGCAACCUUGUUUGGUUUGGCGAAGUCAACCGCCGAGGCUUCGUCAAGAUCACCAAGAAGCUCGACAAGAAGAUUGAAGCCUCCCAUUCACAAAAGACAUACCUGGCUGCCAAAGUCGACCCCAAAGCUUUUGCAAACAACCGCAAGACUGAGGCAGACAUGCGUGCCAUCAACGACUGGUUGUCGAGCUUGGGCGAGGUCAAGGUCUUUGAUGAUGCUGCCUCGAUCGCCUCGACUGGCUCGCUACACCGCGUCUCGUCUAAGAAUGCCAUGCGUGUGCCUACAGCUGUUCUGGACAACCUAGAACAAAACAUCCGCCAGGAUGAUCUUGCCAAACUUCAAGAUCUCAUUUCGACAUCACUGAAGGAUCUGUCUCCUUCUGUUAUCCAAAAGCUCAUGCUCAAUCUUCUGCAGCGGGCCAUCUCCGCAAAGUCGUAUGACUGCGUUAAGUACCUGCUAUCACAAAUCUCCUCUUUGACCGAGGAUGACGAUAUGAACAAGCGAAAUGUCGUUCAUCGUAUGGUGAUCGCGACAGGCCGUGCAAGAGCUCUUGAAGAAAACGGACCAGCUGCAGUUCCUAUUGGCGCAGAGAUCAACUCAUUCAUCAACGCAGCAGAGCUUCCAGUUCGUGUUCCUACCUCCUUCAAAGUUCAGGAGAAGGAUGUUGCACAGACACUCGGCCAGGAGGACCCUGCAAUCAAGCUCCUGACCUUCAUUCUUUCCAAUCUUUCUGCUGAGCAGAGAGCAGUGCUGAAGGAGAGAGAUACAUACGGCCGUCUUCCUCUUCACUAUGCUGCUCAAUAUGGUCUAGUAGCUGCCUCUCAAACUAUCAUCAAGUACAUGCAAGCGUGGGGUCAGUUCGAUGUCAGCAAAGGCAUUGACUCUGAUUUUUGGCAGGACGCUGAGGGAUAUGCUCCUCUUCAUCUGAGCGUUAUUGGUGGUCACUACCGAACCACAAAGGCCUUGCUACUAGCUGAGGACUGGCAUGGCGAGGCUGAAGACAGUCAUGCCGCCAGACGCAAUGUUGAGAAGUCGGGCGCUGCAUUGGCUCUGGCAACCAAGAACAAUUUCUAUCUGAUCGUCAAAUUGUUGGUUGAGGCUGGCAUAAACAUCAACUACAAAGACGAGCAGGGUGAAACAGCUUUGCAUGUUGCUGCCCGCUUCGGCUUUGUAGAGUGCACAAAGUCUUUACUCGAGGGAUCUGAAACACAAAAGGUCAAUCUCGAGAUUACUGAGAAGACAUAUGGUUGGACGCCACUUUUCAUAGCCUGUGUCGAUGGCCACCUUCCGAUUGUCGAACUGCUCAUUGAGGCUGGCGCAGAGGUCAACAAGGCUGAUCUGUCUGGUUGGUUGCCUAUUGAGCAUGCUGCGCUGAGAGGUCAUCUUGAUGUUGCGAACAAACUGGCUGACCUCAGUCCGACACCUGAGAACCUCGAUGCACCCUCUCCACUUCUCCGACCUAGCAAUGCUCCAGGAACAUCACCAAAGAACAACUCUUCCAUCGGGGACCGACGAUCCAACGCCCCUCAGGGACGUGAUGCGCCUCGCAUACCGGAGCCUGUCAAGACUUUUGGUCAUAGAUAUCUUACAGAUGAAUCCUUGGUGCUCGUUAGUCUUGGCUCUAUGGACAACCGCAAGAACGUUCCCGCAGUUACUCUUGACAACAUUCCCCUCGCAGAUGCACAUGCUACCCAACUAGACACUGCUCUAUCGCUGGUUGUAGCCGCAUCAGGUGCAAAUGGAGAGCCAACAAUCGUGGAUCUACCUGUUCAGGAGAACAUCAGCACUUCACCCAUCACAUUCAAGACUCGCGAUCCGACCAAAGUCAGACUGCUCUUUGAUAUUGUCCCCACAUAUUCUGGUUCAAAAGACAAGAUUGUCGGUCGUGGUGUGGCUUUGCUUUCUAGUAUCAAGCCCAGCAUUGGCUCAAAGCGUAUGUUGCUUCAAGGUGACUUGAGUGUACCGAUCGUUGCUGCAGAGACUCUGGACGUUAUUGGCUCUGUCAACUUCAACUUCCUUAUUAUCACACCAUUCCAGCACCCCAAUAUGCACAUUGCUGAAGAUCAAACGUAUUGGAAGAGUACAUCAACACAGGUCAUUGGUCACCGUGGCUUGGGUAAGAACAUGGCAUCCAUGAAGUCGUUACAGUUGGGAGAGAACACUCUACAGUCCUUCAUCGCAGCUGCCAAUUUGGGCGCAUCCUAUGUCGAGUUCGAUGUCCAGCUCACCAAGGACCACGUCCCUGUCAUCUACCACGAUUUCUUGGUUAGUGAAACAGGUAUCGAUGCACCUGUGCACACCUUGACCUUGGAGCAAUUCAUGCAUGCAAGCGAGGGUCAAACACCAAGAAGUUCACGUCCACCAUCACCCAAGAGAAGCCACCUGGAUGGUGUAACUGAGCAGUCGCGCAAGCAACGUUCCUACUCGCUUGGUGGUGCUCAAGAUGAACGCGCUCCUGAUAUGUCAGAGCGCAUGAAGCACACGCGCGAUUUCAAGGAGAAAGGCUUCAAGGGCAACAGUCGUGGCAACUUUAUUCAAGCACCCUUCACUACGCUUGAAGAAAUGUUCAAGACACUGCCAUCCUCGAUUGGCUUCAACAUUGAAAUGAGUAAGUUUGAUCUCAACCCUGGCUGCCACUUGACACAUCACUGA
Aureobasidium musti is the source of this 2712-nucleotide messenger RNA. Lineage: Eukaryota; Fungi; Ascomycota; Dothideomycetes; Dothideales; Saccotheciaceae. The record is from the annotation of a GenBank genome assembly.